Osmia bicornis bicornis is the source of this 4547-nucleotide messenger RNA. RefSeq names its product serine/threonine-protein phosphatase 4 regulatory subunit 3 (gene flfl). Gene Ontology annotation, cellular component: protein phosphatase 4 complex; nucleoplasm. Gene Ontology annotation, biological process: protein dephosphorylation; DNA damage response. Gene Ontology annotation, molecular function: protein phosphatase activator activity. The transcript has 5 exons. The coding region runs from base 1127 to 3565 and encodes 812 amino acids. NCBI's taxonomy places the organism in Eukaryota, Metazoa, Arthropoda, Insecta, Hymenoptera, Megachilidae. The record is from RefSeq and is a predicted model, not a curated record.
CGAUCUUUUAUAUUCUCUAAUGGUUUAUUAUUACAUUAAUGAACGCAAUACUUACCUAAAUACAAACUAUUAUAUUACGCGCUAAAAUCCUUGAGAUACACGAGGCGAACCCCGUAGCGCGUUGUUGUGAUCUAACAUGGCGGAGUGUAGUGUUGUGGCUGCUCAGUGUCUAUGUCAAUUUUUGGAGUGAUUUUGCUUAAUAAGAACGAAAGGAUUGCAAUGGUCGGCAAUCACGGUAUUGCAAGAAAUUGAGUCAAAUAGUCGUAUACUUAUGAGUAUUUGUAUUACAAGAGGAUUGAGUUUAAUUUGAGUUUCGUUUGUCGCGGGAACCGUACACAGCGGUGAGAGAGCACGCAGAGUGCCGUCUUCCCAGCAACAAAAUUUGCUCCUGACCUUCCACCACAACAAGUUGGCCUUUUGGAGUGAUCCGGCAUACAAUUAAGAUUUCUUUACUUUGCGUACACACGACACGUGAUAACGAAAACUUGCACGACGUAAAGUUUUCCCGCGCGUCCUGAGAGGUUUUCUUGGCGCAAGAAUCAGGCUUAUGCAACGACGAGCGCAUAAACAUCUAUUACGGUAAACAAUAUCAUUCCGUCAAACGAAUUCAAAGGCAUGUGACGGAUCGUUGCCGCUUGUAUUUUAUCGUAAAAAUUCUAGUGACGGAACUUGAUCUUGUGUAAAUUCAUUAAAGAAGGCAUUAUACAAUUAGUGGAAAAACUGAGAAAAUACAAUAGGCUGGUGAAGUCUAUAAGAUUAACACUAAUUGUUAUUAAACAUAUAUAAAGAUUCCUUAUGGCGUGUUUCUUAAUUAAAAGUUAUGUCAGUUACUUGUGCAAACAAUUAGAAAGUUAUAAUCAUAUGCACGUAUCAGAACUUUAAACGAAACAUACAUUGAAAGUUGUGUUUCUUUUAUAUGAUUAUUACCGAUAUAAAAGUCUUAAUGGGUUUCAAGGAAGUAAUUGACAAAUCAAUAUAUGGAGAUUUUGGUGCAUUUGUCAAUUUAUCAGAGAGUUGAGAAACAUUCAUAAAGAUAUUUAAAAAGCCAAAGAAGUGGUAAAGGUAUAAGGGAUGCAAGGUAGCUGGUGAUAUUAUAGAGCAGUGUGUAUAAGUUAAUUUUUACAAUAUGACGGAUACGCGCAGAAGAGUUAAGUUGUAUGCGCUCAAUGCUGAUAGACAAUGGGAUGAUCGUGGUACAGGCCAUGUUUCUUCUUCGUAUGUAGAUAGAUUAAAAGGAAUUUCACUUUUGGUCAGAGCAGAGAGCGAUGGUUCGGUUUUAUUGGAAAGCAGAAUACAACCUGACACUGCAUAUCAGAAGCAACAGGAUACAUUAAUAGUUUGGUCGGAAGGAGAUAAUUUUGAUUUAGCCUUAAGUUUCCAAGAAAAGGCUGGCUGUGAUGAAAUCUGGGAGAAGAUAUGUCAAGUUCAAGGAAAAGAUCCAUCUGUUGAAAUAACUCAAGAUAUCGUUGAAGAAUCAGAAGAUGAGCGAUUUGAUGAUAUGUCAGAUGCUGCACCACCCAUAGAAUUGCCUCCAUGUGAAUUAAGUCGAUUGGAAGAUAUCAAUGAACUUAUAGGGAAUUGCUUAUCUUCUCAAAUGAGGAAAGAUAAACUAGCAUUGGCUUUAGAAUCAGAAGGUUAUAUCAAGAAACUAUUGAAUCUAUUUCAUACAUGCGAAGAUUUAAAAGACAGUAAAGGAUUACAUCAACUUUACAAUAUAUUUAAAAAUAUUUUCCUACUUAAUAAGAACACAUUAUUUGAAGUUAUGUUUAGCGAUGAUACGAUUUUUGAUGUUGUUGGAUGUUUGGAAUACGAGCCAACGUUACGUGAGCCAAAGAGGCAUAGAGAAUAUCUUCGACAGUUAGCCAGAUUUAAGCAAGCAAUUCCUAUUACAAAUACUGAAUUACUAGCUAAAAUUCACCAAACGUAUCGGGUUCAAUACAUUCAGGAUGUAGUUUUACCGACUCCAAGCGUAUUUGAAGAUAACAUGUUGAAUACAUUGAGUAGCUUUAUAUUUUUUAACAAGGUUGAAAUAGUAACCCUAAUACAGGACGAUGAGAAAUUUCUCACUGAAUUAUUCCGCCAGUUAACAGAUGAAGCAACAUCAGACAGUAAAAGACGCGAUCUAGUUCUUUUCUUGAAGGAGUUUUGUAAUUUUUCUCAGAAUCUUCAACCGCAAGGAAAGGAGGCCUUUUAUAAAACUUUAACAGCACUUGGUAUUUUACCUGCUUUAGAAAUUACUUUGGCAAUGAACGAUGCCCAAACAAAAACAGCUAGUAUAGAUAUAUUAACGUAUAUAGUGGAAUAUUCUCCGAGUGUUGUUCGAGAUUAUACAUUGCAACAAAUAAAUAAUACAGAACAGGACCAAAUGUUGAUAAAUGUAAUAGUUGCUCAACUCGUUGGCGAUAGUGACCCUGAGUUGGGUGGAGCAGUACAACUGGCCGGUGUAUUACGCCUGCUUCUUGAUCCAGAAAACAUGUUGGCUUCCGUUAACAAAUCAGAAAAGACUGAUUUCUUAAACUACUUCUACAAGAAUAGUAUUGGAACACUGAUAGCACCUCUUUUAGCAAACACAAUUGGAGAACGACCAGCAAGGGAAGAUUACAGAACAGUACAGCUUUUAGGAUUGAUUCUAGAGUUAUUGUCGUUUUGUGUAGAGCAUCAUACGUACCACAUUAAAAAUUGCAUAUUGAAUAAAGAUCUGCUCAAACGGAUACUGGUUUUAAUGAAAUCGACACACACGUUUUUAGUAUUGUGUGCUUUAAGGUUUAUGAGAAAAAUUGUAGCAUUGAAAGAUGAGUUUUACAAUAGGUACAUCAUUAAAGGAAAUUUAUUUGCGCCCGUAUUUGAUGCAUUUGUAAGAAACAAUGGUAGAUAUAAUCUAUUGGAUUCUGCUAUUCUUGAGAUGUUUGAAUUUAUUAAACUGGAGGACAUUAAAUCGCUAUGUUCGCAUGUUGUUGAAAAUUUUUCAAAGGAACUAGAAACAAUCGAUUAUGUACAAACAUUUAAAGCUUUGAAAUUAAGGUACGAACAACAUCAAGACAAGCUGAAAGAUCGAGACAGGGCAGCUCUUGACAGUGUUCCAUCCAUACUGAGAAAUAGUCGAUACAGAAGGGACCAGAGACAAUUAGACGAAGAAGAGGAAAUGUGGUUCAAUGAAGAGGAAGACUUUGAUGAGGGUGAGGCGGUCGUACCCGCAGCAGCAGCAGAUCUUGUGCCUCCGGCUUCUGCUAAGAAACAGUCGUCAACUUCAAAUUCUGCACUUAAUCCUGCUCUUGCAGAUUCUAAAAGUCACCAUCAGCAGCAGCAGCAGCAGCAGUCCGUGUUGAACAAUAACACUGCUAACAAUAACAUUACCUCGCAGCAAUCACAAAUUAACAAUAGUACAACAACAACAAACGAAUCUCCAAUUAGUUCGGAAAUAAAUCCAAAUUCGCCUAUCGGGACGGUAGAAAAAACUGGGACUGCAUUAUUUAAAAAGGGGUUAGUCGAUUACGAGGGGGAUUCAGAUGAAGAAGACGAGGAUACGGAGGUGACACCCUCUCCAAAACGGCAAAGAUUGUCAUAGUAGGCAAAUUGGAGAAGAACGAGAAAUUUGUGUUUUUUAAUCGCUUCUACCGUUUCUGGCCCUCCUACGUGCACAAAGAACUCGAUCGGAAAGUCAUAUUAUCAACCCUUUUGUAGCUGAACAGAAGAACCAUUCUCUUUAAGUGAGCGGAUGCACGAGGAUGUGUGUUUAUCAUGUGGUGGAAAUUGACAUACCUCUUUGUGUUGGGUUGUACAUAAUAUACGAGAACAUCGAUACCGAAUGCAGGUGGGUGAAAGGGUCUUAGAAAUGGAAUGUAUGUAAUUAAGGGGAAUAAUAAUGAAUUAUGAACUAAUGCGAUACAAAGGAAGAGAGAACUUUCUUUAAUGAAACAUAUGAUGGUAAAAGUUGUGGCAUAACGUUGUAUGACCACGUGUGUAAGUGUUAAAAGUAACAAAGUUUUAACAAGAAAUAGUCCAUUCCACAUUGUCUGGAAACACCCCAAGUACUAGAAGAAAUUAUUUCACGAAUAGGCUAAGAAACUCUAGCCAGGCCUAGUGGUUCUUACGAGUACGAAGUUUCUAAGCACGUGCUUAGAUUCAUGUAAUAAUUAACAAUUUGUGACUGUACGUCAUAUAUUACAUCUGCUAAGAGGAAACUUACUAUGUAAAAAAAAAAAAAAAGAUAAUUACAUGUAAAAGUACAUGAUGUACCGCACAAAAAACAACUAAGUGUUUUGUUUUGCCAUCCAUCAAUUUUCUUGUUCAUGUGAUGGGCAAUUAAGACCCGUCCAUAAAAAGGGGGUCAGACAUCAUGAAACUUUAUCCAGUUUAACGAAAAAUAGUAUUUAGUUUGUAUAUAUAUGUAUAUUUGUAACGAUUGUAAAACAACCAAUUCAUGGGUGAAGCAGAGAAAUAUGCGAUUCCUUUAAAAAUUCAGUUCCCUUUUAAGGUUCUUUAAACGAGCUUUUCGGUUGUCAAUGUAAGUAGUAGAAAUUGUACAAUAAACAUAUUUCAAUUGUGUA